This is a messenger RNA of Guillardia theta CCMP2712, 933 nucleotides long. RefSeq lists its product as hypothetical. Bases 1 to 933 code for a protein of 310 amino acids. The record is from RefSeq and is a predicted model, not a curated record. Gene Ontology annotation, cellular component: cytosol. Gene Ontology annotation, molecular function: asparagine synthase (glutamine-hydrolyzing) activity. NCBI's taxonomy places the organism in Eukaryota, Cryptophyceae, Pyrenomonadales, Geminigeraceae. The transcript has 9 exons.
AUGGACGAAAAAUCGCGCGCUUGCAAGGCCCAGCUUGAACAGUCGUUGCAAUCCCUGGAAGAGGGAGCUAGUCAGGCAGGACAGAAGCGAUGCAUCAUCCUGAGUGGAGGAGUAGACACCUGCGCCAUCGUCAUGGCUUGCAGGGACCUUGGGCUCCACCUAGACCUCGCAGUCUCUGUGUCAGUUUCCAACGAGAGUGGAAACUUUGAAGGAACGGACGAGGAGUUCGUGAAGGAGCUUGCAGCAGCAUGCGGUCUAGAGCUACACUACUUGCACACGAGCGCGAUGGAGCUGGUGUCCAACAUGCUGCCCUUCUGCGUGAAGACCCUCGAGACCUAUGAUCCUAUGGACCUCCGGAACUCCAUGGUGGUUGCUCUUGCCCUCCACAAGGCGAAGGAGCUCGGGUGUACUCAGGUCAUCACCGGGGAUGGAGCUGACGAGUUGCUGGGGGGAUACAGCUUCACGUGGAAGGGUGAGGAGCCGACAUGGAGUCAGAAGCGGCAGGAAAUGUGCUCUGCCUGGAAGUUUAGCGCUAUGAAAAUGGCAGUAGCACUUGGAAUGAAGUACUUCAGCCCUUACGUUCAGCCUUCCUUCAAGGAGUGGGCGCUGAAGGAAACCGACAAGUCAGACUGUAUCGGCUCGGCUCGCAUCCACAUCAAGCUGGGCGAUGAGAAGGUCGAUCACGUCACUGGGAAACUCCCUCUCCGACGAGCUUACCCCGAUGCCAUCAGCGCUUGGCGCAGGAAGGACCCGAUAGAAGUCGGCAGCGGUAGCACUUGCUUGUCAAGGAAGGACUUUUGGGGACCACCGCCCGAUCCGGAAGUCGUUGACAAGCUGAGAAAGGAGGACCACGUUGUGAUCAGAGACGCCGAGCACCUGACCUACUACAAGCACUUCGCUCAGACGUUCCCUGAUGCGCAAGAUUUGGCGUAA